CGGCUGGCUUGGCGGUAAGAAGAAACAGGCAAGUGGCGCUAGCGGGAAUUAACAAGUCCCAAACGCGAGUGUGUCCCACGCUCCACAUCAUCGCUUCGCUUUGUAUUGCUGUCAACAACGCUGCUGAGUCGAGUCUCACUCUUCACUCUCUCUCUCCUCCCAAUCCCAAUCACAGUCCCACACACAACCGUUUCUUCCCUAUUUCACUAUUUCUACUUCCUAUAGCUCAUUUCAGUUCUCAAUUGAACCAUAGAACUUCAAUUCAUGAUGAAGGAAUCAACAACAGAAGCAGACCCAAUAACUAUUUGUCUGAACCUCACCAAUUCACUCAUAGAAAACGAAAUCCCCACCGUCCAUCACUUAAAAACCAAAUGGUCAAUCUUCGGAGUCAAACUAACCCAACUCCAAACCCACCUCACCGAUUUCUCCACCGAAUAUUCCAAAUCCUCCACCACCAACCCACUCUCCCUUCACCUCCUCCACUCCGUCCUCCAAACCCUCAACGACGCCGUUUCACUCUCUCACCACUGUCAAUCCCAAAUUUUACCCCACGGUAAACUCCAAACUCAAAGCCAAAUCGAUUCACUCAUCGCCACUCUCCACCGCCACGUCACUGACUGCGAUGUUCUUUUCCGUAGCGGCCUCCUCCUCGAAACCCCCGCUUUCUCUAAACGUGAAGCCGUUCGAUCUCUAACGAGAAACCUCAUCGCACGGUUGCAAAUCGGCUCACCAGAAUCACGCGCCACCGCAAUCGACUCACUCUUAUCUCUUCUCAAUCAAGACGACAAAAACGUCACCAUAGCCGUCGCACAGGGUGUCGUUCCGGUUCUGGUUCGGUUACUCGAUUCCAGCUCUGAUAUGAAGGAGAAAACAGUUGCUGCUAUUUCGAGAGUUUCGACGGUGGAGAGUGGGAAGAAUAAUUUACUUGCGGAGGGUUUGUUGUUGUUGAAUCAUUUGGUUAGGGUUUUGGAUUCGGGAAGUGGUUUAGCGAUAGAGAAAGCUUGUAUUGCGCUUCAGGCGUUGAGUUUGAGUAGAGAUAAUGCUAGAGCGAUUGGAUCUAGAGGUGGAAUUUCGUCUCUGUUAGGGAUUUGUCAAGGUGGAACGCCAGGUUCGCAAGGUUAUGCGGCCGCGGUUUUGAGGAAUCUGGCAAAAUUUAAUGAAAUUAAGGAGAAUUUUGUGGAGGAGAAUGCGGUUAUUGUUUUGUUAGGGCUGGCUUCGUCUGGGACGGGGUUGGCGCGAGAGAAUGCCAUUGGUUGUGUGGCGAAUUUGAUUUCGGAGGAUGAGAGUAUGAGGGUUUUGGCUGUGAAGGAAGGUGGUGUCGAGUGUUUGAAGAAUUACUGGGAUUCGGUUACGAUGAUUCAGAGUCUUGAAGUUGGUGUUGAAAUGUUGAGGUAUUUGGCUAUGACUGGUCCAAUUGAUGAGGUUUUAGUUGGUGAAGGGUUUGUUGGGAGGGUGAUUGGAGUGUUGGAUUGUGAUGUUUUAACGGUGAGGAUUGCGGCCGCGAGGGCUGUUUAUGCUAUGGGUUUGAAUGGUGGAAAUAAGACGAGAAAGGAAAUGGGGGAAUGUGGGUGUGUUCCUUCUUUGAUUAAGAUGUUGGAUGGGAAAGGUGUGGAGGAGAAAGAAUCUGCUGCAAUGGCGUUGUCGGUGUUGUUGCAGCACCCUUUCAAUAGGAGGGUCUUUAGAAAGGAUGAGAGGGGAAUAGUGAGUGCAGUUCAUCUAUUGAACCCUGCUUUGGUUAAUUUGGAUAAGAAAUACCCUGUUUCGGUUCUGGUUUCACUUUUGCAUUCGAAGACUUGUCGGAAACAAAUGGUGGCUGCUGGGGCUUGUGUAUAUAUGCAGAAGCUUGUUGAGUUGGAUGUUCCGGGUUCAAAGAAAUUGUUAGAUGGACUUGGUCGUGGUAAGAUUUGGGGAGUUUUUGCAAGACCCUAGAGAUCAGAUUGAUCCACAUUGAGCUAAAUCAUGGUACAGGAACAAUAACAAUCGAUGAUUUUUCACUGAAUCUGUAUGUAUGAUAUUAUAGGUGUGUUCAGUUUUUUGUUUUCUUUAUUUUCCCUUUUUUUCUUGUAAUUACUAAUAAUUUAUGCUUAUUUCUCCUGUAUGUGGAGGUGAGUUUUGUCAAAUUAUUUAAUGGGAAUUUGUGUUUAUGUUUAGGAACAUCACAGAGUAGAUGACUCUGCAUUGUACUAGACUAGUAUAGUUCAUAGUUAAUUUAUUGCAUAGAUGAUUUUGAUA
This is a messenger RNA of Medicago truncatula (barrel medic), 2232 nucleotides long. RefSeq names its product vacuolar protein 8. Gene Ontology annotation, molecular function: protein binding. Bases 265 to 1929 code for a protein of 554 amino acids. The record is from RefSeq and is a predicted model, not a curated record. NCBI's taxonomy places the organism in Eukaryota, Viridiplantae, Streptophyta, Magnoliopsida, Fabales, Fabaceae. The transcript has a single exon.